AUGUCUACCUCCAGCGUCCAUUCGACUGUGGGCUCUAUUCUCGUGGGCAGCCUGGUUUCCAUUUUCCUCUCAGGAGUGGUGUCCAUGCAGGUGGUCACUUACCAAACAUAUUAUUCGGAUGAUCCAGCGAAGAUCAAGGCCGCAGUCGUCGUGAUUUGGUUCCUGGAUGUGCUCCAUACAAUUUUUAUCUGUAUCGCCAACUGGGACUAUUUGAUUACAGGUUGGGGUGAACGGUCCACGUUGCUACACAUUCCAUGGCCAAUUGCAGCCACAGUAGCUGUCACGGCUCUAAUGACUUUUUUUGUGCAAUGUUUCUUCUCGUACCGAGUUUUCAAGGUCAGCCGGCACAACGGCUAUAUUGCUAUACCAAUGGCUCUUCUUGCUCUCAUGCGUCUUGUCGCUGCUCUAGUGUCCACCGCCGAAAUGAUCAUGCUGAAGGAUUUUGAUUUAUUUCGCCAGCGUUAUGGCUGGGUUUUUACAUUCGGCCUCUCACUUUCCGCUGCGGUCGAUAUUCUUGUCACGUUCUCGUUGUGCUACUACCUGAGGCAGGGACGGACAGGGUUCAAAUCCAUGGACACCAUCGUGAACACCCUGACGUUCUACGCCAUACAAAAUGGGAUGCUUACCGGCGUGACUGCCGUCGUCUCCUUGGCAUGCUGGGUUUCAAUGUCAAACUUAAUAUUCCUUGGAUCCCACCUGGCCAUCGCUAAACUUUACGCGGCCUCUUUCAUGGCUACCCUGAAUGCAAGACGGUCUCUACGAACGCAGCAAUUGUCCGUGGAUAGGUUCCCCACGAUGAUGGUGAACGAAUUCAGCAGCAACUCAAACAACACUCGCAGGAAUCAGCACCAGACAAGUGAAGACAUCCCAAUGAGCGGAAAGGUAAACUCAAAAGGAGAUGUGGUCGUUCAAGUACAGAUCGACGUGGAGCAGGAGUUUCACGAUGAGACUGGGAAGUUCUCAAUUUGA
This is a messenger RNA of Sparassis crispa, 969 nucleotides long. RefSeq lists its product as hypothetical. The transcript has 20 exons. The record is from RefSeq and is a predicted model, not a curated record. Lineage: Eukaryota; Fungi; Basidiomycota; Agaricomycetes; Polyporales; Sparassidaceae. The coding region runs from base 1 to 969 and encodes 322 amino acids.